GUUUCAUGGUAUACAUAUCCAAGCAGUCGGUGCAACCCCUUUCCGAUUCAGAUUUAACGGACGGAAAAGGGCUAACCUUAGGAACUAAUGAAAGGAUUUUCCACACUGCACUAUUGGUAUGAGUAGGCUUCCUAGACAGCCAGGACGUUUAAGUCUAUAUAAGGUUAAUGUUCGUAGUAUAUGAACGGUAAAGCGGGAAGUCAAAGUGUAAUAACUAAAACUUGUAACUUGAAUACCUGUUUAACAAGGGUUUCUGUUACAGAAUUUCGAUAUAAAAUGGAUCAUGUCGACCAAUAUACGGUACAUGCUAGCUCUCCAAAUCUCUCAGGGGGACGAAUCGAGGGUUUGGUCGCACCCGUAAUGCGGGUAAACUUAGAGAAAACUCGUACCCAUAGUUUUUCUUUGGAUCACCCUUACUGUACCAUAGUUAAUGCAAAUCUUCGAUAUCGUUACUAUCAUUAAUUCAUAAUAAAUGACAAAUUAGUCUAACUAAUCAUCCUGGGGCUAAUGGGUGACCACCAUUGGCGUGUAAGCCAUCAGCCGAGUUGACUGGUCU
Babjeviella inositovora NRRL Y-12698 is the source of this 556-nucleotide messenger RNA. RefSeq lists its product as uncharacterized. The coding region runs from base 181 to 462 and encodes 93 amino acids. The transcript has a single exon. The record is from RefSeq and is a predicted model, not a curated record. NCBI's taxonomy places the organism in Eukaryota, Fungi, Ascomycota, Pichiomycetes, Serinales.